Messenger RNA from Penicillium alfredii, 972 nucleotides. RefSeq names its product putative extracellular arabinanase. The coding region runs from base 1 to 972 and encodes 323 amino acids. The transcript has 4 exons. Gene Ontology annotation, molecular function: arabinan endo-1,5-alpha-L-arabinosidase activity. Gene Ontology annotation, biological process: carbohydrate metabolic process. The record is from RefSeq and is a predicted model, not a curated record. NCBI's taxonomy places the organism in Eukaryota, Fungi, Ascomycota, Eurotiomycetes, Eurotiales, Aspergillaceae.
AUGUUUGCUCUCCUCUUCCUCUUCAUAGCGCUGGCUUGCGCCUACCCCAACCGGGGUCCUUGUACAGGCAAUUGCUUUGCCCAUGACCCGGGCAUGAUCCAGCGGGCCUCGGAUGGCAAAUACUUCCGCUUUUCCACGGGGAAUGGCAUUUCAAUCAUGACCUCCAACUCGCUCCGAGGGCCGUGGGAAGCUGACGGUGUUGUCCUGCCCGAUGGCACCAAGAUCCACCUGGACGGCGUCGACAACAAGAAGGACCUUUGGGCUCCCGAUGUGCACUAUCAGGAUGACACCUACUACAUGUACUAUGUGACCUCGCAGAUCGGCACCCGCAACUCGCAGAUUGGCGUGGCCACCUCCAAGACCAUGGAGAAGGGCUCCUGGACCGACCAUGGUGCCGUGGGCAUCCCCGCCAACGACGCCUACAACCGCAUUGACCCCAACUGGAUCACCAUCAACGGCAAGCAGUACCUCAACUUCGGCUCCUUCUGGAACGACCUCUACCAGGUCGAGAUGGAGAGCCCCCUCAAGAUCGGCUCCGCUACUCCCCACCAGAUCGCCUUCAACGAGACCCUCAACCACCGCGAGGAGGCUGCUUUCAUGUUCCAGCACGGUGACUUCUACUACCUCACCUACUCGUCUGGCCUGGCUGGUGGCUACACGGCUGACUACCCGGCCACCGGCGCCGAGUACGAGAUCAAGGUGUGCCGGUCGAAGACUGGAACGGGUGAAUUUGUCGACAAGGAGGGUACUUCCUGCCAGAAGAGCGGUGGCUCGAACCUGCUCUCGAGCCACGGCCAAGUCUACGCACCCGGUGGACAGGGCGUCAUCCAAGACCAGCACCUUGGCCCAGUCCUGUACUACCACUACUACCCCCUGAACAAGAAGAACGAGAACAAGCAGCCCGACACCUCCGGCUACGCGUACGGCUGGAACGAGCUGGCUUGGGAGAACGGAUGGCCCGUGGUGAAAUAA